Molecule: messenger RNA, 483 nt
Organism: Candidozyma duobushaemuli
Lineage: Eukaryota; Fungi; Ascomycota; Pichiomycetes; Serinales; Metschnikowiaceae
Exons: 1
Coding region: 1-483 (160 amino acids)
Cellular component (GO): endoplasmic reticulum
Source: RefSeq, a predicted model, not a curated record
AUGAACAAAAGAGACACAUUCUAUUACUGGUAUUUCGUCAUUCAUAUCCCCGUGACCCUUGUCAUGGACCUGACGAUUGUGAUUCCAUCGGAAUGGCAGCCUGCCUGGCAAAAGGCUCUCCUAGCUUUCCACAUCAACACCAACAAGGACUUCCUUCUACGGGAAUUGCCAUUGUGGUUGAAGAUCUCCGGAACUUUUGAGCUAUUUGUUCAGUUGCCCAUCUUCUUCAUUGCAGCACGGGCCUUGCUGCGCCAGUGCCAGAAGGUGUACGUGUUGAUGACCGUGUAUGGGUUCAACGCAUUUUUCACCACGUUCUUGUGUUUGGCAUAUGCAUGGAGAGACGGCCCCGCUCACGGAUUGACCAACGGAGAAUUGACCAACUUAUUGGCUCUUUACACGCCGUACUUCUUGAUCCCGUUGUUCAUGAUGGUAGACUGUGGAGUGAGAACUACCAGGCUCAUAGGAAAGGCGAAGACCGAUUAA